AGACCGGAUCGUGACGUCAUGGUGCUACGUGGAAAGGAAGUAGCUUCCAGGCUAAUGCUAGCUGCUAAAGUUGAGAGCGACCAAAACAAACGAUGACGGCUGAGGCAAAGAGCCGAAAAAAGCUCGGAAUGGACGCGGAAAUUUGAUUCGCUUUGAGAAGCUAGAUGCGGUAUUAUAUAUACCCACAUUUCUUCAUGGCAGAUUCGUUGAAAUGCGGUUAUUUCCAGCGCUGACUGACCAGUAUUUCGAGCUCUAACUGUAUCUGGGAUCGAUGGUCUUGUACACUGUAACGUUGUGCGUUGGCUAAUUUACAGUUCUGCUAGACUAGCUGUGAAAGAAGCAAAAAAUAGUCUGCAAUUACGAAAUACAGCUCGUAGCAGGUUACCUUGACAACAGAAAAUGGAAUGACAGGAACGGUGACUGUUCAGUCUUGUUACACCGAGUUCCCUUCACGAUCUCUGAACAUUUUCUGUACUUGGUGGUAGCCUAGCUAGCCUGACAGGCAGGAUGAGCUGGUUCAAUGCAUCUCAUCUGUCCAGCUUCGCCAAACAAGCUCUAACAACAGCUCAGAAGUCAAUCGAUCGGGUUCUGGACAUUAAAGAAGAGGACCAAUGGGGGGACACAGUUGUUAUGCCCUACGAUGGUGAGUAGUGAAACAUGCCAUAUGAAGAUUCAUUUGCUUUAUGUUUACUCCUUUAAGUGGUUCAAUCUGUGUUUUUAGAUGUUACACUGCCUGAAAAGCUGUCAUUAAGUGGAGGAUGGGGAAUAACUCAGUGGGAGGCACCACCCGAAGAAAAGACCACCACUCCCCCGCCCUCUUCUGAGGCCAUCACUACUCCUGUCACCCGCACAGUUGUUGAUGAAUCUGAAAACUUUUUCAGUGCCUUUUUGCCACCAGGAGAUGUUCAAGGUGUCACCAAAACUCAAGUCGUCUCUGUGCCUCCUACUAAGUCCCAAGGGCGGCUUCAGGAGAAGGAAAAUAAAAAUAACAAGGCUGUGGUCCAGAAAGAAGAGGAAAGUGAAGAGUCAGAAGCUUCUGAUGAGUGUAAUGACGAUCUGGAAUCUGCUGAAAACCAACCAGCCGAGCCUGAGUCUUUACCAGCAGCACCUUACACAGACACUAUCCUUCUUGAACCUGUUUCUCCUGCUUAUUCUUCCAGCAAUCUUUCUGGUACAACUGACACCAAAACAAACCAUGUAGAAGAAGAAGUUAGCCCAACAGUCCCUGAAGACUCAAAAACAGAGCCAUCACAGGCACCCUCUGAUCACAAGAUUGAGCAGGAUAGUACAGAUUCUGCUGAACCCUCUGCUGUCACCUCUGGAUCUAAAAGCUCAACCCCAUCAGAACCAUCACCCACUCCUUCCUCAAAAGAAGUACCUAUUGAGCAUAAAGACUCAAAGGUGGAGGACCGACAAAGUGAUACCCCCUCUCCACCGGUCAGUGCUUUCUCCUCAGGAACCUCCACUACCAGUGAUAUUGAAGUGCUAGACCAUGAGUCUGUGCUGAGUGAGAGCUCUGCCAGCUCCAGACAAGAAACAGGUGAGGGCAAGGCUGGCCUUCAUCUGAUGCAGGGCUCCUUCCAGCUCCUCACUGCCUCCACCUGUGGAGACUUCCCUCGCUUGGAGGACUACUCCAAACUAACAGAGAGCUGCGGCUCUUCCUCUGAUGCAUUUGAACGCAUAGAUUCAUUCAGUGUACAAUCAUUGGAUAGCCGAAGUGUCAGCGAGGUUAACUCGGAUGACGAGAUCCCUGGCAGUCGGACACUUGCGUCUGUCACGGCAGGCCCUGCUCCUUUAACAGAGUCAUCGGCUGUGUGUCAAAAGCAAGACAAUGUGGUAGUGGAGAAGGUAGAAGAGGAGCAUGAUGAGGAAGAAGAGGGAGGCUUCACUGAAUCAGUGAGGGAGCAGUCACUCGACGAGAUGGAGGAGAGUGGAAGGAGUGCAACGCCUGUCAACAGUGAGCAGCCUGAAGAGUUACUAGAACAGGAUUCAGAGAAAAAUGUCACGCUCUCUGAUGCCACAUGCAUGGUGGAAGAUAAAAUCAUUCCACCAAUCACAGAGGAGAUGAAAGGUUUCUCAACAGUUCAGAUUUUGGAGCUCCAAAAGGUACCAGUUGGUAUUUUGUACUCAUUAAAUGUUUAUGUUGAUUUGAAACUAAAAGUCUGUGAAGUUGAUACAGCUGUGUAGAUUACACCCUAGUCUUAAACAGUGUUUCUGCCCUCACCAAUACAUUUUGACAGGCGUAUUUGAGGGAUAUUUGUAACACAUUCUAAAGAACAAAGUAUGCAGUAAAGUAGAGAUAUUUAUUUGGUACACAAUAAUAAAAAAGGUUAAUUUUUGAACUAUGAAUUAAGUAAAAUGCAUGUAUUGAAAAAAUACUUGAAAACCUCUUUAGUACUUUGCACAACAUUCCCUAGAAUGCAAUAACCAGUGGGAUUUAUGUGACCCAUAUCCAUAUAUCCAUGUCAGUUUUAAAACCCCUUCAAGCAACCCUGUGCUUGUUUCCUUUCUGUUUAUAUCCCUGCCUUACCAUGAGUUUAAAGACAGCUGGAAACAGGUGGUUAAAUAAAUCAUCUUUCUUUUCUGUUCUGAUCGAUACGUUUUUCUUUAGUGUCUCUACACUUGCUAACAGAAAAAUCCUGUGGCCAUUUCUUAGGUCAUUGAUGAGCUGUCGGGACGCCUUGAGAAGAGAGAGUCCCAGCUGCUGUCAGUCAGCAAAGACAAGGCCAAGCUGGAGGAGGAGUGUGACAAUCUCAAAGAGUGCGUUUAUGGUUCUGAAUGUCAUGUUGUUGAUAUGUAAAAAUAGAAAUGCCUAGAUUACACUAAGCUUUGUGUUGAGCCAAAUUCGUAUACCCCCUAGUGCUUGUUGACAGGCUUCUGGAAUGUUCAACUGAUGUUCAUUAACAUCAGCUGUUUGUUGCUACCUGUGCUGUCUUGGCCUUGAGACUGAAAGAUGUGGAUGAUGAGUUCUCAAACUAAUGAAUUUGUUCAUCCUCCAGUGAAGUGGUAACCUUGAAGGAAGAGAGCUCCACUGUUCAGUCCUUGAAGGAUGAGUUCACCCAGCGCAUAGCAGAUGCUGAGAGGAAGGCUCAGCUGGCCUGCAAAGAAAGAGACAUCGCCAAGAAGGUAACUGGCAUAUUCUCAUCCUUAGUUAUGCCUCGUAUUAGCUUUUUAAAACUAACUGCUGUAUACCUGAUUAUUCUAAUGUUCUAAUUUUAGGAAAUCAAGGGGUUGCGAGAAGAGCUCUCUACAAGACUUAACUCGAGUGACACGAUGGAGAUCAUCAGAGAGAAGGAAGAGCAGAUCAGAGGACUGUUGGAAGAAGGUGAGACUAUACUACGUUUUUCAAGUUCUUGAAAAGUUGCUCAACUUCUUAAAAAGCAUGUACCAAAAGCAUUAUUCAACUGGCCAGUUAAAAUUAUUCAUACAUUAGUCUUGAAUGAACAGUCGGUGGAUGGUUUAAAUGGCAGCAUCUGACUACUUACCUUGUAAAAGAAACAAAAGGUUCAAAUAAAAAAGUGCUUAGACACACAUGGUAUCAGCUCAAUAUCUGCUUCUAGCUUUACAAGGGUUUUCAUAGCUGUUCAUUUCUGUCAUGUUCAGGUGAAAAGCUGUCCAAGCAGCAGCUGCAACACAGCAACAUCAUCAAGAAACUGCGUGUGAAAGAGAAGGAGAGCGAUGGGAAGAUCAUCAAGCAGCAGAAGAAGUUAAAGGAACUGGAUGAGGAGCUCAAACAACUGCAGCAGGUGAGUCUUUUGUGUGUUACACUUCACAGUUAUUGCCACUUACUCCUGCUGUUUCCUUCUGUGUAGAUCUUUUCUUGUGUUGUACUUACUCUUAAAUGUACGUCACUUUGUGAGUGACAUUGUUUCCCAGUAAAAAUGUAAAUUUAACAAUGGAGAUAACAUCUCCCUGGCAGUUUUAAAAAAGGGUGCUCUAACCAUUUUGUAGUCUAUUCCACCGGGUAAGCCAAGGAGCAGUGUUGUAGUUGCUCUUUUUGUAUCAGUUUCAAUGAAUUUUAAUCAAAGGCACUUUUAUCUGACUCAGUGUGCUAGUUUCAAUUAUAUAUGAGGUUGGAGUUUUCAGUUCUCAUUGAAAAAAGAUGCGGUUUUUGAUGUUCAAACAGAUAAAAGUCUUUGAUUAAAGCGUGGGUAAUAUUGGUCAGAGAGAUGAAAGAGUGAUUUAAUACAAUUUUAUUUCAAAAGAAAGAUUGAUUUAUGUAGUGCCACUGCUAUUGAUGGAACUUACUUUAAAAUGAAUAUGACCCUCACAAAUUUAUUCAUGUGGAGUAAAAUUUCCACUUGUUUCUCCUCUCUGAAAUUAUAAAUCCACCUGAGCCACGCUAGUGAGACUUACCAAAUAGCUACAAACACACCUAUGAACCAUGCUGCUCCGGCUACUUUUUGUUUUCUGAAGGCUUGCAGUAGAUUUGUGGGUUUUUUACAUGAUGAUUGAUGGAGCAAGCUGGGUCAAAUCAAAGCCAUUUUGUAAUUGUAAUUGUUCAAAUACAGGGGAAUAGUAAAUAAACAGUGUUCAUAUAGUGCUUUCUGUAUUUUACUGACCAUUCAAUGGGCUUUUUUUACCAACAUUUACCCAUUCACACUAUAUUCAUACGCUGAUGGGAAAGGCUGCUUUAUAAAGCACCUAUCAAUAAUAAUUAAUCCCAGUCACGCACCGCUGGCAAAGUUUUGGCACUUAGUACACAUUAACAUGUAGCGUUGGUUUGUUCGUUUGUCUGUUAGCAACUUUACAGAGAAAGUAACAGAAGGGGUUGACCUGAAAUUUUCACCAGAGGUGCGUCUCAGCCCCAGGAGGAUCCCAUUACAUUUUGGUGGUCAUCCGAACAAAAUUCUGGAUACUGUGAUCCAGAACACACAAAAAAAGGCUGUUGUUGGAAUUUUCAAUGCUGAAAGAUAAGGAAUUGGUGGCAAAGUGGUGUAGAUAGGUGGCACAGUGGUGUAGUGGGUAGCACUGUCGCCUCACAACCAGAAGGUCCUGGGUUUGAAUCCUGGUAAGGGCAUUUCUUGUUCAAGGGGGGACAUGAGCUGCUUGGCGGAGGUCUGCGCUCUCUGACUGCUUUUCUAGUUCUGUCUUUGUUGUUGUCUCACGAUCCUUUUUACUUCAGUCUUCAAGUAUUAAACCAAAUGUAUCUUUUUUAGGAACCUGUAUGAUAGUUGUAUGUUCAAUAUAUUAGGCUUCAAUUCUGCACAUGAUUUAUGUGUAAAGGUUCUAGAUGGGAAGGAGGAGGUGGAGAAGCAGCACAGGGAGAACAUCAAGAAGCUGAAUGCUGUGGUGGAGCGCCAGGAAAAGGAGCUGAGCCGGCUGCGGUCAGAUUCUGAGGAGCUGCAGGAGAAGAAUAGAAGCAUCCAGGCCGCUCUGGACAGCUCAUACAAGUAAUCACAAACACAGCCUGUAAUACAUGCUGAAUGGACUUGAGAGGAGCUUUUUCUGUCAUACUAAUCUCACAGGGAAAAAAAAUGUCCCACUUUAUUAUAUACAACUCCAUUAGUGAUAAAGAUUACAACAGACUGAAUAGAGGCACUUUUAUUUCAUGCUAACCUAGUCUGUUGGAGUUGAGAUGAACAGUAAUACUGAGAGUGAAAGUUGUAUUUCUACUUUUUCAAUAUAGUUAUCUAAAAUGUAAGUAUUUUUGGAUUACAGUAAAGGUACUCACAGAAAUACACAAAAAUCCCAUCUUCAUUGUGGAUUUCAGAUCAGAUUAGAAAUGUUUCAGUGUUACUGCAUGCAGGAAUGGCUCUGUAAUGCUGAUUGUUUUUCUUUUAUAUCAAGGGAGUUAGCAGAACUUCACAAGGUGAAUGCCAGCAAAGCUAGUGAGGCUGAAGAGGUCGCUCUCAGCAGGGAAAUACAGGCCAAGGAACAGCUGAGUCUGGCUCUUGAGAAGGCGCAAGAGGAGGCCAGGCUGCAGCAGGAGGCCUUGGCUGAUCAGGUAACGCCGGCACAUGCUGCAGACACACCAAAGAACAAUUUAUCUGCUGUGCAAGUAAUGAAACUGAGCUCAAUUUGUAUAUAUUAGUGUACAUACACUACACAUUAAAGAAGCCUUCAGUUUAUCACCUUAAUUCUAUCAUACAAGUCAAAGGCAAAGCUGUUUGUUGCACCAGGUUUUUACUUGUGUAAGUUGCUAUGUUUAUGCCCUUUGCCCUGUGUUUUCCUGUCAUAAACUCUUACAUACUGCUUUAGGCUGAAGUAGUUGAUACCCUGACUUUGAUCUGCUUUUAUCCACAAGUAAAUGCUGCAGGAUACACUAUAAGAACUGAGUGAUAAAGUGAAUGUUUACAACACUGCAGAUGCUACACAGGCCUCAUUGUAAAUAUCCACUGAACAUUUGGCAGUUCACUUAAAUUUGUAUACAGGUGAAGAGUGCAGAGCAGUUUCUCGUAAAUUUUUACCCUUACUUUUUUACUCAAAAUACAAAAUAGGUUAUACAUGAAUUCUUUCUACUGUUGUGCACAGGUGGCUGACCUGAGAGUGGCUCUGCAGCGUGCUGAGCAGCAGCAAGCAAGGAAAGAAGAUUAUUUGAGGGAGGAGAUCAGUGAGCUGCAACAGGUAACCUCAUAUGCCUGGUAGAAGGUGUGCCAAGAAGCCGGCUCCCUUUGACAGAAGACAAAUAAAACAAAAGUUUUACAAGGGUGGGGUUUUAUGUAAUUUUUACAAUUUUGGAUCUUGUCUUCCACAGAGGCUACAGGAGGCAGAGACCAGGAACCAGGAACUCAGUCAGAGCGUUACUUCAGCAACACGGCCCCUACUGCGACAAAUUGAGAACCUACAGGCUUCACUGGGCGGGCAGACAGCAUCCUGGGAAAAAUUGGAGAAGAACAUCUCUGAUAGGCUUGGUGAGAGGGACAAACCUAACUCUUCUUUUAUAAGUCAUAAAUACAAAGUGAAGAGAAAACCUGAGGUGUUUUUGGCAUCUAAACAGCGGAUGCCCAGGCACAGUUGGCCAUUGCUGUGCAGAAGGAGCGAUCAGCAACGGAGGAGCUGAUAUCCAUCAAGUCCCAGCUUGCUUCUUUGGAGUCCCAGAAUUCCCUUCUCCGCCAGGAAAAGGCAAGAAUCCUGGCACAGCUGGAGGCAGAGAAGAACAAAAGAGAGAAACUUGAGGAUGAAAGCAGCAGGUAAAAAUUACAACUUCAAACUCCAACCUGUAAGGUCGACUGAGAAGAUACAUCCUGCUGUUCUUUUUUCAGUUUCAGUGUUGAGUGUCAGAGUGAUUGAGAUGCAUUUUAGUGGGUUAUCUGAAGUUAAGAGAGGGACAAGGGAGAAUUUUCUGAGAAAAUUAAGGACAAUUAAGUGAAUCUUAAGCUGCAUUCAGUUUCUUUCUCCAGAUUUGUAAAUACAUGUGUUUGUGAAAAUUAAUGGGGAAGUCUUUCUGGUUUCAAUAAAUCUUGUUAAAGUGUUCGGCAGGAUCUUGUCACAGUAUCUUCUCAUGUAGUGCUUGUGCUUCUUGUAAAGCACUGGUUUUACUACCAGCCCAUUUGUGAGUCAGAGUGUUGCAAGCAUGGCUGUGUGAGCUCGGGGGAGGGGACUUCCUCAUAGAGGAAGCAGUCAUGCAUGGUUAUCUGUUGUGAGCAGACUCUGCACCUCCAUCAGGGCCAGUGGCGCAAUGGAUAACGCGUCUGACUACGGAUCAGAAGAUUCUAGGUUCGACUCCUGGCUGGCUCGAAACUUUUCUCUGUUUCAGGAAACAGUUAAAACAGAAACACACUGAUACUGCAAUAAAAUCUCCCUUUAGUCUCUUACCGACUCAUCAAAAACUGCACUGAAAGAAAAGUCUUCUCAGUUAGGUUUUAUUUACAGCUCUUGGCUGUUUAAGAAAAGUGUUUGAUACUUUAUGUAAUUGCAGAUAGUUGUUAGAUUUCACACUAUUACAUCAAUGUUCUUGAGUUCUUGAAAUUGUUUGAUGUUCUUCCAUUUUUGCUUCUUUUACCCAAGGGAACAUGUUGAACUGGAAAAUCUGCGAGGAGAACACAGUCGGAUGUUGGAAGAUGCUAAAAAAGAAAAGGUGGCAUAAUGCUCUUCUCCAUUCACAUUGUUACCUACCAUGAAACAAUUCACUUUAACAGCAUAAUACUCCUUAUCCCGCUAGCUGCUGCUGUCCAACCAAUUAGAGAUGGAGAAGAUGAAGGUGGAGCAAGAAAAGAAGAAAUGCUACUUGGCACAGGAGGCACUCAAGGAAAAGGUUUGAGUGAACUGAAGACAUUCAUGUAAACAAAGCGCCAUCCUUACUCUGCUUUGUAUGUCAACAUUUCUUCAUUCAAUUUUUUUUUAAAUUCUGUGUUGUGUUCAGGAGCGGAAGGUCAUGACCCACUCUGUGGAGCCCCCAGCCUCCUCGACACCCUCCCUCUCUCGCUCCAGCUCCAUCAGUGGAGCAGACAAUGCUGGCCUGCACAUAUCAGUUCUUUCUCAGGUGCAUAAACAGGGAAAAUGUUCUCAUGUAAAGCUCAUAAUUUGUUCUUUAGUGCUUAUAUUUAUGCAGUUUGACAAGCCCUAAAUUUUGGUGUGUUCCUCAAAAGGAUGACGCUUCAGAGCACUCUCUGGGUACCAUGACUAUGUCAAUGUCCAUGAGUGGGACCAACCUGUAUGAGGUGGCUCGGCUGUCUGGAGGCUCCAGCAUAAUAGAGAACCUUCAGUCUCAGCUCAAACUCAGAGAAGGGGAGAUAGCACAGCUGCAGGUAGAAACUCAGAACAAACUCAUAAAAACUACUUGGUUUGAAUUGCUGAUUAUUUUAUGACACAUAAACACCAGCUGUUGAAACUUUAAAUUGUCUUUUAAGUACAAAAGAUAGCAUGGUACAUGCAUCAACAGCACAGAGGACAUUUUGGGGACAGAAGCUAUAAAUUGCUGAUAAUGUAUCGGUGGGUUUUAUCUCCUUUCCUCCUACUGUUACAGCUUGAAAUCUCCAGUCUGGAGAGGAGUCGUUCUGUGAUGGCUGAAGAGCUGGUUCGACUCACCAAUCAAAAUGAUGACAUGGAUGAGAAAGUGAAGGAGAUCCCUAAGCUGAAAAUUCAACUCAAAGUAAGGGGUGUCGAAGAAAAGUUCUUUCUUGACUCUCAAGAGGUCAUUUGUUUCCUGAGGCUCUUCUAAUUUUUGUUUUUUUUUUGUAUUUCAGGAUCUGGAGCAAAGGCACAACACAAUUCUUCAGAUGUAUGGAGAAAAGGCGGAAGAGGCUGAGGAGCUAAGACUAGACCUUGAAGAUGUGAAGAAUAUGUACAAAACCCAGAUUGAUGAACUGCUAAAAAAUCAGAAAUAAAAAUGUAUUCUCAUGUUACUUCCGGGAUAACCCAUUUGAAUCGAGAGUGAAGAUAAGACCUAAUCACAGUGUCAAAUGAAAGAUAGCCUGUAAUGUACACUAAUGAUCACAUACAACAUUUGAGUUGGGAUUGUUCCUGGCAUAUAAUGCUUUAUUACAGAAUCAGUAUGAAGGAAAGCUACAGUUCAUGAUUCAGGGGUCCAUUUGAAAUCAUUAGGACUUAGUACAGACUUGCUUUAGAUCGUUUUCUCAUGGCUGACUCUUUCACAUAGUAUCUUUUGGACAGUUUAUAAAAUUAGGAGGCGGUGAAGCUUUUUGCACUAUACAAAUUCAUCCUUGUUUAUUUCCUUUUGCAUUAUCAGAAUGGUUUAAAAAUAAUAUAAUUAUAUUGUACAGAAAAAAAAGUAUGUUCUUAACUCCUUCUUGAUCACAGGAUGUGGUGUAGACUUGACAGUAGUCUUUGAUUGAAGUCCUGGAGAACCUUAUAAAUAUGUAUAUGAAUAAACAUUUAUUUGGGUGGUGAGGAAACAUGGGUCGUAAUUCAGAUCAUGUAGAGUAACACGUGAGAAAUAUAACAUCAAAUAAAAGACAAACACUUUCAGUGCCACACAGAACUCUUCAAAUAAAUCUGAAUACUCUUCAUGCA
Molecule: messenger RNA, 9915 nt
Organism: Xyrichtys novacula (pearly razorfish)
Lineage: Eukaryota; Metazoa; Chordata; Actinopteri; Labriformes; Labridae
Source: the annotation of a GenBank genome assembly